Monomorium pharaonis (pharaoh ant) is the source of this 4647-nucleotide messenger RNA. RefSeq lists its product as uncharacterized. Gene Ontology annotation, molecular function: nucleic acid binding. Gene Ontology annotation, biological process: DNA integration. Lineage: Eukaryota; Metazoa; Arthropoda; Insecta; Hymenoptera; Formicidae. The record is from RefSeq and is a predicted model, not a curated record. The transcript has a single exon. Bases 1 to 4647 code for a protein of 1548 amino acids.
AUGGAGAUGACCUCCGCUGGAUUCGACCUGGCGUGGUCCGAGCUGAAGUCGCGGUACGAUAAUCGGCGAGUCUUGCUCGCCUCUCACACGCGCGCUUUCCUCGGCAGUCCGGCGGUCACAAAACCGUCCCCGGCGGAGCUCAAGCGAUUAAGCAGUUCGGUGAUGCAGGUCAGAAGAUCGUUCGAGUCCCUAGGACGCCCGGUCGCUUACUGGGACAAUUGGUUCGUUCACGUCGUUGUUGAGAAAAUGGACCCAUCAUCGCGCCUCUUCUGGGAGGCCUCUCUGAAGACCACUACGGACUUCCCGACUCUCACGCAACUGCAGGAGUUUCUGCAGACGCGUAUCCGAUCCCUGGAGGCGACCAAUGUCAAGGCCAGCCCGCAACCGGCUGCUUCAGGUAAACCAGAGAAGAAAAAGGUGAGCGCAUUUGCUACCUCGACUGCGGGCAAGUCAGCGAAUCGCUGCAGCCUUUGUCAAGGCAACCACCUCUUCAAUUAUUGCCCGCGCUUCAAGGCGCUCUCGGUGCCGCAGCGACGGGACCACGCUAAGAAGCAGGGGGCAUGCUCUAACUGCCUUAAGCUGAAGUACGCAGUGAGCGACUGUCCGUCUGACCUCCGGUGCUUGCGCUGUGGUGACAAGCACCACACAUUGUUACAUAUUCCAGAUGCCUCCGCUGGCGACGCUGACUCUGCAGCCAAGGAAAAGGACGCUGGAUCCGGUGCGGUGGCGUCUUCUAGUUCGGCGGUGACAGCCAACGUAGCGGUUCUCACCAGCCAGUUCGGGGGUCAGGUUUUACUCUCGACGGCGCAACUGAUCUGCUCAGACACGGAGGGAAGAGAGAUCACAGUUCGAGCCCUGCUGGACUCGGGAUCGGGAGCCUCUUUCGUCACCGAUCGGGUUGCGCAGCGGCUCUGUUUGCCGAGGAGGCGCGUACGCGUUCCAAUGUCCGGCAUACAGGGACAAACCUCCAGCGUGGCCACCCAAUCGGUGGCGCUCACCAUCGGGUCACGGGAUCGCAGCGCGCGCCUGCAUCUGCCGUCAGCAUUGGUGCUGCCUCGUCUCACCUCGCUCCUCCCGGCGCGCAGAGGGCAGCGGCACCCUUGGCCGCACAUAGCUGGGUUGACGCUCGCCGAUCCGGACUAUGACCGGCCCGCCCCGGUGGAUGCUAUUCUCGGUGCCGAUGUGUACGGCGCCCUUCUUCGAGAGGGACUACGCGGCGCCCCUUCGGCCCAGGCUACAGGCCUGGGCUGGGUUCUCAUGGGUCAAGCCUCUACUUCAUCGGAAGUGCGCAAUCGAUCGGGCGUCUCUUCGUUCUACCUGUCCGCCUCCUGGGCCGAGGUGGAUCGCGCUCUUCAGCGGUUCUGGCAGCUUGAGGAACUACCGAAGGAACCUGCUGCCUCGCCGGAAAAUCUCCAUUGCGAGAAUCAGUUUGCCGCUACGCAUGCCCGCGACUCGCAGGGCAGGUAUUUAGUGCGGCUACCCAGACGCAACGAUCCAGGCGUUUGUCUGGGCUACAACCGCGGGGAGGCUCUCGGCAUGCUCACCAGUCUGGAGCGACGGCUGACACGCAACCCGACGCUGCGGGAGCAGUACGUGAGUUUUAUGGCUGAGUACCAACUGCUCGGUCACAUGGCAGUGAUUCCGGCUUCGGAGAUUCAUCGACCCGGCGUCUACUAUCUACCGCACCACGUAGUCUUUAAAGGAUCGGACUUGACCAGCAAGAUACGCGUGGUCUUCAACACGUCGUCCCGCACCGCCACUGGUUACUCGCUUAACGACUUGCUUCUUUCAGAACCAAAGUUGCAAUCCGAGCUCUGGGCGAUUCUGUCGCGCUGGCGCCUUUUCAGGUUCGUCUUUACGACGGACAUCGUAAAGAUGUUCCGUCAGAUUUUGGUACACCUAGAGGACACGGACUUGCAGCGCAUCCUGUGGCGAGCUGACCCCUUUCGGGAGGUGCAGGACUUCCGUCUCUUGACGGUCGUCUACGGCACCGCUUCGGCGCCGUAUCUCGCGCUGUGGACUCUUCUGCAGCUGGCCGAGGAUGAGGGAUCCAUAUUCCCCCUCGGUGCAGAGGCCCUAAGGUCGCACUCCUACGUCGACGACAUCCUGGCGGGUGGUCACACUCUCAAAGAAGCCAUGGAGACGAGGCGUCAGACAGAAGCAAUCCUUGCCGCUGGUCGAUUCGACUUGAGCAAGUGGGCAGCCAACAUACCCGAGCUGUGCCCUGUUGAGAAGUCCAACGACAAACUCUUCUAUGACCGAGACAGGAUCAGUACCCUGGGAGUUCUGUGGAGUCCUCCCGACGACAGCUUCGCCCUGCGGGUGGUCUCCACCUUAAACUCGGGCGUCUGCACUAAACGGACCGUUCUGUCGGACGUGGCUCGCUUCUUCGACCCUCUUGGCUGGGCCGCUCCAGUCCUGAUCUUUGGUAAGGUUUUUAUUCAGGAUCUGUGGAUGGCUGGACUUUCGUGGGACGACCCUCUGCCGGACCACUUGAGGACGGCGUGGACGACGUUCGCGCAAACUUUGCCUCAGUUGAACCAGCUGCGCAUUCCGCGCCACGUGGGCUUUCUUGGGCCGGGAAACGUGGUCAAGCUGCACGGCUUCUCCGACACCUCUAGACGUGUCUACGCGGCGACGGUCUACUUGCGGUGUGCAGACGCGGCCGGUGGCUUCACGGUCAGACUCUUGGUCGCCAAAACCAAGGUGGCUCCGAUCAAGCAGCCCUCGAUACCGCGUCUGGAGCUGUGUGGGACAGUUUUACUGGCUCGACUUGUACGCGCCACUGUGCGGGCCCUAAACAUGGAGGAUGUCCCAACCUACGCCUGGACAGACACCACGGCAGCGCUGGCGUGGAUUCGGUCCCAUCCGGCACGCUGGAAACCUUUUGUCGCUCACCGAGUGGCUGAGGUGCAAGACCUCGUACCACCGACGCGGUGGAGAUACGUGCCGACGAGGGACAACCCGGCUGACGCAGCAACGGGAGGCAUAUCCCCGGCGACGUUGGCGGACCUCCAUCUUUGGUGGACUGGACCGCCCUGGCUCUCUCACUCGGAGUACUCUGCUCCCGAACCGGGUCAUGUCGAUUGUGGCCCUGAGGAGGAGGAAAUCGGGCCGCGAGCGACGUUCGUCGCAAGGCCUGAACCUCGCAAUGAUGUACUUCAUCGAUAUUCCAGUUUCGCGCGAUUGCUUUGGGUCUCUGCUUUUUGCCUUAGGUUCCUUGACAAUGCACGGCACCCUUGGGGUAGGCGGACAGGAUUCCUCACAGCGGAGGAACUGAGCUUGGCUCGCAGACGGUGGGUGCGAAUCGCUCAGGCCGAGGACUUUUCCGAGGAGAUAGCCCGCUUCAGAAACAAGCGGCAGUGCCCGGCUGGGUCUCCCUUGCUGCCUCUCAGACCUGUCCUGGACUCGGAUGGGCUGCUGCGCGUGGGUGGACGCCUCCAGCAAGCGCUCCUCCCUUUCGCUGAGAAGCACCCGCUCAUCCUCGCCAGGGACAGCUACCUUUCACUCCUCCUGAUGCGAGAAGCCCAUGCAAAUUCGCUCCACGGAGGUCCUCACUUGACCCGAAGUCUCCUUCUGAGGCAAUACUGGAUCCUGCGAGCAAACUCGCUGGUUCGGUCGGUCAUCCACGCUUGCCUGCGUUGCGCCCGGUUUUGGGGCGUCGCAGCGGAGCAGCAGAUGGGUCAAUUGCCGGCUGAGCGCACGCGUCCCAGCCGCCCCUUCUCGGUCGCUGGUGUCGACUACGCUGGUCCUGUGCCCCUCCGCACCUCCAAGGGGCGCGGGCAUAAGUCCAUCAAGGGCUAUAUCUGUCUGUUUGUCUGUCUGUCGUCCAAAGCGCUCCACCUGAAGGCAGUGUCUGAUCUUUCCUCUGCUUCUUUUCUAGCAGCCUUUCGAAGGUUCGUGUCCCGCAGAGGCCCCUGCCAGCGUCUCCUAAGCGACAAUGGGACAAAUUUCAGAGGCGCCGACAAGGAACUCCGAAGCAUGUUCCGUGCAGCGUCUGCGUUCUACAAGGAGUGCGCAUCUCGCCUUGCGAAUGACGGCACGGAGUGGGCCUUUAUUCCUCCUGAAGCUCCUCACUUCGGUGGACUUUGGGAGGCCGGCGUCAAGACGGUCAAGUACCACCUAAGACGAGUCGUCGGAGACGCCUGUCUCACCUUCGAAGAGAUGACGACCUUGGCGCAGAUCGAGGCAUGCCUCAACUCCAGGCCGUUGUACGCGCCCAGCAACAACUCUUCGGACCUCGUAGCCAUCACUCCAGGUCAUCUUUUGGUCGGGGAACCCUUGACGGCCUUACCGGAACCCGGGUCUGCCGAACAGUCUUCUGGACGCUUUGCGACGCGCUGGGCGUUGACUACGGCCAUGCGUGACCAUUUCUGGCGCAGAUGGUCGAGCGAGUACGUUCACCAUCUGCAACAGCUAAAACGCUGGAGGCGACCGGCUCCUAAUCUGUCUGUAGACGACCUGGUUCUUCUCAAAAGCGAGCUGCUGCCCCCGACGAAGUGGGCUCUCGCUCGUGUUGUAGCGCUCCAUCCGGGGCCCGACGGUCUCGUCAGAGUCGCUACGAUCAAGACCGCGACAUCUACCCUAAAACGACCGAUUACAAAGCUUGUCCCUCUGCCCGUGGGCGAGGACGCUCCUAGGGAUUGA